AUGAAACUUGAAACUGUACUGCAAAAAUUAAGCACGUGUUUUUUAAAACUCGAAUCCGGUUUUGAGUAUGGUUCUCAAGGAAGAUUACUGCUUCGCAACAUUGAAAAUCUCUGGUUUCAUCAGUGCGUUACAACUUCACGGUAUAAUGUCUUUUUAACUGGGAGCGAUAAAUUUUCAAAAACAAUUCAAGACUUGAAAGAUGCGAAUAUUGAUACUUUACCUUUUGGACUGGCUGCCGUUGAGAAUUCCAAACUGUCCUGGAACGAGUCGCUAGUAAAUUCGAAGAAUAAAGCAAUUGUACAUAAAGUAGCAAAAGUUGUUACAUUCUGCGAUGGAACGAAUGCUAAGGAUUUAUUUCACAAGAAGCAAAGGGAACGUAAAGCGUGGUGGAGGAAAAUUGUUCAACAACCGUCGAGAUUUUUCUUAACUGAAGCGAAGAAAGGAAAAAACAAUGAAUCAAUAGACAUAAGAGCAGAAUUUCCCUUUGGAAAUAUAACAGUUGAAACUAUAAAUUAUCAGCGAGAUGUUCGAAAAAUUUUUCUACAGGAUAAAAAUUGCAAUGAUAAUGAUAACGAUAUAAGUGCAGUUGAGCACGUCGCAUCAUUAGAUUGGGGCUGCUUGGUUCUCCUUUGUGAUUCAUUCAAGGAAACAACUUCUUGUUCUGAACUACAGCUACAACCAAAAAUUGCUCCUUACAAAGCAAUUUGUAAGGUUAAUUUAGAAGGCAAUGAAAGUGAAUCAAUUGUUGAAGAUUUAAAUCAACUUGUGCUUUAUAUCAACAAUUUAUUAAGGAGCAGUGGAUUAGGAACUGUUUUAAUAAAUGACAAUUUAUUUGAAAAUAUAUCAAAGCAUCUUCAUGUACCAUUUAUCAUAGGAGUAGACAAAGUUAGCUUGAAAAGUGGAAUUGUUUCAGUUACUAGUCAUGUCACUACUUUAGCUGAAUCAGUUCAUGUGUCACAAUUGAUUGAUCACAUAGCUUCAAAUUGCAAAUAGAUUUUACACUUUUAUCCUUGUCCUUUUUAACAAAAUUAUGGUUCAUGUUAUUAUUUUUGCAAGGAAUGGAUAAAAUGCUAUAAUUUUUAAGAAUUGAGGAGGUUUUCUCAAAACAGGUUCGGAACAUAUGGUAAGAAAACUUUUGUUGUCCUCGUGUAAAGUAUGACAUUUUUAUCAAUAGAGCGUUGAGAAUUUGAUUCUACAGAAGAAAUACGUUUCAUUAUAUACUUGUUUAUAAAUUCCAAAGGACAAUUAUUUUUUAAUAAAAUUCAUUUAGUUAAUUUUGCUUUACACUUGUUUUACAGCACAACGCAUUUACAAGAUUGGUGCAUAUUAAAUUAAUGUUUAAUACUGCAUUUGCAGCAACCUUAAAUUCUUUCUGUGAUAAUUACAUUUGAUUAGUUUUGGUUAUUUAUUUGCCAAUGAGAAAAUUUUGAAGAAUACUUGAAAUUAGUGGACUAAAUAAUAGUAGGAAUUUUGCGGAGUCUGUAUUAAUAAAGAAGACUAUUAAAUGCAAACUUUAAUAGAAUUGAUUGUAUUUUAUUUUUUUAUAAACAUGAAGAGAGAAAUGUGCGCACAAACACUUGUGUACAUAAUUCAUGAUUUGAGU
Leptopilina heterotoma is the source of this 1603-nucleotide messenger RNA. It is a transcript of the gene DNApol-gamma35, whose product is annotated as DNA polymerase subunit gamma-2, mitochondrial-like. The record is from RefSeq and is a predicted model, not a curated record. The transcript has 3 exons. NCBI's taxonomy places the organism in Eukaryota, Metazoa, Arthropoda, Insecta, Hymenoptera, Figitidae. The coding region runs from base 1 to 993 and encodes 330 amino acids.